UUUCCCAUAAUUUGUGUAUUUUUACAAAAAACAAAAAAUGUUCACAAGUAUUUUUGGAUAAUUGUGAAAUGUUUCGCUGUUAUAUAAAAGCGUUAUUUCUAAUAUUUAAGUGACAAAAGUAGUAGUAGGAAAAUUUUAUAAAUUGGAAAAGAAAACGAAUAUUUCUAUUUUUUGAAAAAAAAAAGUAGAAAAAACAAAAUAAAAACAAUUUAACUUGCAACUGAUGUCUAUCGGCAAUUACGGAAUUUCCAGAGAAAUUAUGAAAGACACGCCGUACAACAUCAUUCCACUUCAUCAUAGGCCUGAAUUAAUGAAUCAGUGUUGUAAACUUUUAAAUUCAGAGUGGCGACGAAGCGAAAAAGCACGACUCAUCAGUUUGAGUUCGUCCUGUGACAAAUUUCCAACAUCUCUAGUUUUACUCGACAAUGAUAAAGUAAUUGGACAUUGUAAAAUUUCUUUAAUACCCAGCAUAGACGAUUGUUGUGUCAUUGAAUCUUUUAUGAUUAGUCGGGAUAAUCGAUCACAGGGUUUAGGUUCAAUUUUAUUGCGUGGUGUUGAACAAUAUGUGGCAAAAAGAGGAAUAAAACAAAUUUUAUUAACAACACGCGAUCAAGAGGGAUUUUAUCGUAAAAAUGGCUAUUCAAUAAGUGAACCAUUAAAUCUUUAUAAACUAAUGGAUUAUAUGAAUUCAAUAAAUGAAAGUGAUAAAGAAAAGCAAAUUAAUUUAAUUAAAAAUAUAAUUAUUGAAAAAACAAAUGAGAGACGUAAAGAAUUGAAAACACAACAAAAUAAUGCAUUUUCUGGAGCACCACCUCCGCCACCAUUGCCAAAUCUUAUUGAAAAAAAACGACAAUAUGAAUCGCCUUACACUUAUAUGUGUAAAAAAUUGUCUUAAAAUUUAUAUAUAUUUAUAGAUAUAAUUCAAAUAUUUUUAUUUAUUUAUUCUUAUUGACAAAAAAAAAAAAAAAAUCACAACCUGUUACCUCUAUCUGUAAAUAUAUAUAUAUAGAUAUAAAAAAAAAAAUGUUAUAUCAUCGAAAAUGUACAAAAUAAAAUUAUGUUUUCUUUUAAA
Messenger RNA from Leptopilina boulardi, 1072 nucleotides. It is a transcript of the gene Naa80, whose product is annotated as N-alpha-acetyltransferase 80. Gene Ontology annotation, molecular function: N-acetyltransferase activity; acetyl-CoA binding. The record is from RefSeq and is a predicted model, not a curated record. Gene Ontology annotation, cellular component: cytoplasm. Gene Ontology annotation, biological process: protein acetylation. Bases 224 to 895 code for a protein of 223 amino acids. NCBI's taxonomy places the organism in Eukaryota, Metazoa, Arthropoda, Insecta, Hymenoptera, Figitidae. The transcript is spliced from 4 exons.